Rubroshorea leprosula is the source of this 554-nucleotide messenger RNA. The record is from the annotation of a GenBank genome assembly. Lineage: Eukaryota; Viridiplantae; Streptophyta; Magnoliopsida; Malvales; Dipterocarpaceae.
CAGGGGAUGAAAUGAUUAAGAGCAAUGAAAAAAAUUACAUUUUCAUUUUCUAUCCUUUAUUUCUCUACCUUCAUUUUCAAAAAUGAAGGGCAUAAGGAAAAGGAAAGGAACCUUGUCGGAAGAAUUAGGAAAGGUUUGGCAAACUUCAAAGUGUGGACCUUGGUAUUAUGGUCCAUCAGCAGCCAUGAAUGAACCAAUUGAACAAGAGACAGCUGAAUUCAGUAGCUUUCAGCAAACUGAAAUAAAGCAGGAGACCAUGUGUGAGAAGUUUGAAGUUACUAAAGAAGGUUUAGAGGACAAGGAGAAAAGAACCCUCUACUCUGAAGAAUGUUUAGAGAAGCAUACCAAAUUUUUAUUUGAGGAUGAAAUGAUAGAAGAGCCGUUGGGGGUGGGGAAUGAAGAGGUUACCAAAACUAUGGGGGAGUUUGGAUCUUUGAUUCGUUGUCAAUCAACUACCCUAGGAAGCGAGGAAGUUGCCAUGAAUGAACUUGUUGGUCUAGAUGGUGUAAGUUCUACAAUUGCAUAGACUCUGCUAAUGAAAAAACUUGAUGACA